AUGGAUUGGCAAUUAACGUGCCGUGUAUGCUUAGAAACUGGAGAUAUGGUUUCCCUUUUCGAUUGGGAUGAAAAUAAUGAACAACUCGGUGAUAAAUAUACCUACUGUUGCGGCGUGGAGGUAACUAAAAAUGAGACAUUGCCGACGCUAAUAUGCCUGAAUUGCGUGGAUCGUUUAACCUUCGCCUGCCAAUUCAAACAACAAUGUCUCUCGUCGAAUGAAACAUUAAAAGAGUGUCUUGAUGAAUUUUUAAAAACAUCGGCUGCGGUGUCAGCAAACAAGCCGGACGAAGGUACUGAAACAGAAACUAUUACAAUCAAACAAGAGAAUGGUAUGCUCUUACAAUAUGAGUUACCAGUUGAACACGACCCACAAGUUCAAUGGACGAGGAUCAUUAAGACUCCUAAUAGUGCCGUUGUUACUAAAGCACCCGGUCGGAGGAAAAGGGGUCGGCCUCGGAAGUAUCCGAACGAACAGGGGCAGAUCGAUGUUUCACCAUAUCAGAGGAAGAAACCGAAACCCGACUUGAAAGAGCCUGAAGCAUUAACAACUUUAUUGGCAUCGGGGUCUUUAGAUCUUAAACAGGAACCGGAGGAAGAAGAAGCUUUGGAAACUGAAGAAUUGGAUGGAGGUGAUGAUCCAGACUUUGUGCCAAUCGGUGAUGACCCUGAUUCUGAUCAUGAUAUCAAAGAAGAGAUACCUGUACCAAAGAAACGUGGUCGUCCAAGGAAGUCUAUUCAAGAACAACCAAAGCCUAAAGAUGAUGAUGAGGAUGUUCUGUUGAAGGAAACUAUCAUGGCCUUCUCGGAGCCCAUACCUGAACAUAUAUUAAACCCCAAGCCAAAGAAGAAACGACAACAGCCCAAGAAGAAAUAUGUAUAUGAGAAAACACAUGUUUGUGAAACUUGCGGGGCCUCAUUCACUUCCAAUGCGUCCCUACAAGCUCAUAUACGACGACAUUUGGGCAUAAAACCAUUUGUCUGCAGUGUGUGCGGCUACGCGUGCGUGCUAAACAUGGAGCUCCGUCGUCACAUGAUGCGUCACACGGGCGUGAGGCCCUACAAGUGUAGAGUGUGCGACAGGAGGUUUGGGGACUUUGGCAGCAGGCAGAAACAUGAACGAUUACACAUGGGUCUUCGUCCGUAUCAGUGUUCGUUGUGCGGCAAAGCGUUCACAUAUUCAUAUGUACUGGCCAACCACAUGCUGACACACACGGGAGAGAAGAAAUACUCUUGUACACCAUGCAACAAGAAGUUCACAAAGGCACAUCACCUCAAGUACCACAACAAAGUUCAUCACAAGGAGCUUUAUAUACAACAACAGUUGGAGCAAGAAGCGAGGAAAAUAAGGCAGCAGUUGAAUGUGAGCAACCUGUCCGGAGUACUGACGGGGCAGUUUGUGGAUGGAACGCUGCAACUGAUACAUACUAAUGAAGACGGCGGAGAAGAAACUCAGUUACAAGUUGUCGAGGAGCACGAAGAUAGCGAGGAAAGGGAGACGCACCAGGCGGUGGCUAACAUGCAGGGGGUGGUGUUAGAAACUGACUUCGCUAUAGAAGAAGACGAUGAUGAAGAUAAUAAAGAUAAAUACGACAAUUGA
Danaus chrysippus (African queen) is the source of this 1599-nucleotide messenger RNA. NCBI's taxonomy places the organism in Eukaryota, Metazoa, Arthropoda, Insecta, Lepidoptera, Nymphalidae. The record is from the annotation of a GenBank genome assembly.